CGGCUACUGGUUGGAUGGUCAAUUGGCGUUGCAAUCUGCUGUCCGAAUCAAACAUGUACUUCUGAGGAGUAACGGCAAAACGGGCUGUAUGCAUAUGAUCUGUGCAAGAAUCGGACAGUAUUGACACGAAUAACAAACUUGUGAUGGGGACCGACAGUAGAUCGACCUUCGGAUCCUCCAAGACCAACGGCCAUGUAAGCAGCUACCAGCAGUCACAAUGGGAUGAUGUGCUGCCUGUACCCAAACUCAGCUUCUCUGUGGCAUCUGUCAUCGUCUUCUGUCUGGCGGUACUGUGUUUCGCGAACAGCCUCGAAGGAGAUUUUGUUUACGAUGAUAUUUCGGCAAUUACCUCCAACAAAGACUUGCGUCCAGAAAACCCACUCGCCACCCUCUUUGCUCAUGACUUUUGGGGAAAGACGAUGAACAACAAAAGCCACAAAUCUUUCAGGCCCCUAACCGUGAUGACGUACAGGUGGAACUAUGCAUGGGCAGGUGGCCUUCAUCCUCAGGGCUUCCACGUUGUGAACAUCGUCCUGCACGGCUUGGUGUCGGUCAUCUUCAUGGCAGUCUUCUCUGUCCUCAUGUCUGGUUACCAGGUGGACCAGGAAUCUGCCAGGCCGGUGUUUGCCUCGCCCCGAGCUGCUCUCCUGUGUGCUGUGUUGUUUGCUGUGCAUCCCAUUCACACUGAGAGUGUAGCAGGUCUCGCGGGUCGAGCUGAUCUGCUGUGUGCCUUGACCUUCCUCCUUUCGUUCUUGUUGUAUGCCAGGGCCUGCCUCUCACCCCAGUGCCUGGUCAGUUACCGGCCCGAGUCAUUCUCCCUGGUGUCUCUGCUCGCCAGUAUGUGUCUGUGUGUCGUGUCCACCUUCUGUAAGGAGCAGGGCAUCACUGUCAUAGGUAUUUGCAGCGUCUUUGACAUCGUCAUUGUGUGUAGGCUUCAUCCUCUACGGUGGCGUGGGUUCAAGAAACUAAAGAACAGUACAGAAAAUGGUCAUUGUAGAUUAAUCGAUAAGCAAGAGAUACCUCACUGGGCAAAAGGCCUCAUCACCCGCCAUCUCAUCUUGUUUGUAACUGGUGCGUCUCUCCUCAUCACACGCCUUUGGAUAAUGGGGUCCACACCCCCUUCAUUUCGUCAACAUGAAAAUCCACAUUCGUUUGUUAACAGUAGUUUUUAUAGGAUGUUGAACUACAACUACCUCUAUGCAAUGAACACUUGGCUGCUGUUGAAUCCAUGGUGGCUGUGUUUUGAUUGGUCGAUGGGCUGUAUACCUGUCAUCACCUCAUUGGCUGAUCCCAGAAUACUGGCAGCCAUAGCUCUCUGGACUGGGCUUGGUGGUUUAGGCUUCCACUCCUGUCGUGGAGACCUUACCAGGAAUCACAGGAUCCUGAUAACUUCUCUGGCAGUGUUGGGUAUUCCAUUCCUGCCCGCCAGCAACCUGUUUUUCCGUGUGGGCUUCGUGAUCGCAGAGAGGAUCCUGUACCUGUCCUGUGCUGGCUUCUGUAUGUUGGUGGUGCUCGGGGCAAGGCAGAUUUGUCUUCAAUUCCAUCUACAUUCCACUGCAAAAAAGAUGGUUUCUGCUGGAUUCACAGUUGUCAUAGUAGCGUUUGUUCUACGAUCAAUUCAGAGAAGCAGCGACUGGAGGGUACCAAUGGAACUGUACAUAUCGGGGGCCAGUGUUUGUCCACUCAAUGCUAAAAUUCAUUUCAACAUAGCCAAGCUUGAGGAACAAGACAACCCAGACUAUGCUAUUGAGAAAUACAGACAUGCUCUCAAACUGCACCCUGGCUAUGCAUUUGCGAUGAACAACCUGGCAAUCAUCCUUAAGGAGAGAGGGGAUCUGUCGGAUGCAGAGAAGCUGCUGGAGGAAGCUGUCAAUGUCAGGUCAGACUUCUCGCCAGCUUGGACCAACCUUGGUAUUGUGCAGGCGGCACUGAAGAAGAAUGAGUCGGCUGAAGCCAGCUACCUCGAAGCCGUUCGACUCGAAAAUGAGCAUUCUAACGCACACCUUAACCUUGGAAACUUGUACCGGGACACAGGCCGACACGAGGAGGCCCUCGGUGCGUGGAGGACAGUUGUAGGGUAUACACCAACGUUCGCCAACGCCUGGAGGAACACAGUACUUCUUUUAUAUCAACUUGGGAGGCAGAACGAAGCUAUCACAGCUGGCCAACAGGCUCUCGAGGUGGUGAAGAAUGACUCGACACUGAUGCUGAUUCUAGCCAACAUCUACAUACAGAUGCAUCAAUACUCUCAAAGUGAAAUACUCUUGCUAGAUGCCAUCAAAAUAGACCAGCAAAACGCCAUGCUCUACAAUAACUUAGGUGUGCUUUAUCAGCAGUGGGGCAAGACUGAUCAAGCCAACGCAGUAUACAUGAAAGCCAAACUACUAGCACCAAGGAGGCGGUAGUACAAGGAUGCAAGGAUAUGGUAUAGACUAUUUACAAGGCUGUGCUUCCAGGACCAAAUGUGCAAAAAGAGAAGUUGUUCUAAGCAACAGAGAAUGACAUGUUUACAAGAACCAGUCAAUGCAGAUAAACGCUGUUAUAUUUCUGUUGCAUAUAUCCUGAUUCUAGGAUUGUCAAAGCAAGAGAAUAACCUGUCGAGAUUUUCUGUCGAAACAGAUUCCGCUUGGCGUAAAUGGCAAAUAGCGAUUGAAAUUAUAUGAAUGGACCACUGAAGCUCAGUGAUGACACCAGGUGUGCGCGAAAACGGUAAGCAUGUCCUGCCCGACCGGUAGAACCCACCAUUUGCAUAUAAAAAUAAGUAUUUAUUGCCAGACGCAGCACAGCAGUACUCAUACAAUGCGACAUCAGCCUGUAAAAAACCUGGCAAUCAAGUGAUCGAUGAACCACAAAAUCCAGUGACACGAGAGUACCAUUACUGAUUUUGUUGAAACUAAUAAAAACGGUAUGUUUAUUUUGAAUUACGUCUGCUGUGUACAAAUGCAGAUAUUUUGCUGCUUAUAAGUAAACAAAGACAUUGAGAAAUAUAUUCGUUUUGCAACACAGGGGGACGCAGUUUUAAAGUCUCGACCUAAACAUAAAUACAGGUAAAUAACAGUAAACAAGGCAUGGUCUGCUGAGGCCAUGCAUUAUUUCAUCUAAAUACAAACGUCAACGUCAGUCUAGAUUAUCUGCCGAAACAGAUUCCAUUGGGUGUAAAAUGGUGAUGAAAAUUAUGUGAAUGGAUCAGUGAAACUCUUUGAUGACACCAGGUCCCUCUUGCACAAAG
Molecule: messenger RNA, 3229 nt
Organism: Haliotis rufescens (red abalone)
Lineage: Eukaryota; Metazoa; Mollusca; Gastropoda; Lepetellida; Haliotidae
Product: protein O-mannosyl-transferase TMTC4-like
Exons: 17
Coding region: 144-2405 (753 amino acids)
Biological process (GO): protein O-linked glycosylation via mannose; endoplasmic reticulum unfolded protein response
Cellular component (GO): endoplasmic reticulum
Molecular function (GO): protein binding; mannosyltransferase activity
Source: RefSeq, a predicted model, not a curated record